CCCUCAGCGCCGAGGACCGCGUCGGCCUCGUCAAUGCCCUGAAGGACAAGCUGCAGAGCUUGGCGGGGCAGCAUGCGGACGUGCUCGAGUCGCUCUCGCCCAAUGUCAGGAGGCGUGUUGAGUUUCUGAGGGGCAUUCAGAGCCAACAUGAUGAGAUUGAGACGAAGUUUUUCGAGGAACGGGCUGCCCUUGAAGCCAAGUACCAGAAGCUGUAUGAACCAUUGUAUGCUAAGAGGUAUGACAUUGUAAAUGGAGUUGUGGAGGUUGAUGGUGUUGCUAAAGAACCUACCACUGAAAAUGCUGCCGAGGGGGGAGAUUCAGAUGCUAAAGGUGUCCCAGAUUUUUGGCUCACUGCUUUGAAAACAAAUGACGUGUUGACUGAGGAGAUCCAAGAGCGUGAUGAGCCUGUUUUGAAAUAUCUAAAGGAUAUCAAGUGGUCUAGAAUUGAUGACCCCAAGGGUUUCAAGCUUGAGUUUUUCUUUGAUACAAACCCUUUCUUCAAGAACUCUGUCCUAACAAAAUCCUAUCAUAUGGUUGAUGAGGAUGACCCAAUUUUGGAGAAAGCAAUCGGGACUGAAAUUGAGUGGUAUCCUGGGAAAAAUGUGACACAGAAGAUUCUAAAGAAGAAACCCAAGAAAGGUUCAAAGAACACCAAGCCUAUUACUAAAACUGAAGAGUGUGAGAGCUUCUUCAACUUUUUCAGCCCCCCACAAGUACCUGAGGAUGAUGAGGACAUUGAUGAAGAAGCCGCUGAUGAGCUUCAGGGUCAAAUGGAGCAUGAUUAUGACAUUGGGUCUACCAUAAGGGACAAGAUCAUCCCUCAUGCUGUUUCUUGGUUUACGGGCGAGGCUGUGCAAGCUGAGGAUUUUGAUGAUAUGGAAGAUGGUGACGAGGAUGACGACGAUGAGGAUGAUGAUGAUGAUGAAGAAGAUGAUGAGGAUGAGGACGAUGAUGAGGAUGAGGAUGAAGACGAGGAAGAGCUAAACAAGCCAACAAAGAAGGUGGCGGGCAAACCGAAGGGACCUUCAAAGGGUGGCGCACAAGGGAACGCCGAGCAACCGACUGAGUGCAAACAGCAGUAGAAUUUGGUGGAUGCAGUUGCAUUAUUUUCCCAUUGAACUGCCCAGGGGGAAGGAGCUUUUAUGUUGGUUGUGUUGUGCACGGGUGAGACGUUUGGUGUGGAUAUUACCGUAGGCAUGGUUUUGUAUCUGGUGGCGAGGUGAUUGUGCUGGUGUGGAUGGAUGGUUUGGGACGGUCAUGUUAGCGUAUUCUUAUUAUGGUCUCUAGCUAUAUGCAGUCGAAGGACACCCUAAGAUUGUGUAAUUAUAUUUGAACUCGUAAUGGAGCCUUCUAGUAUUAUUUUUUGUGCCA
Triticum urartu is the source of this 1371-nucleotide messenger RNA. Lineage: Eukaryota; Viridiplantae; Streptophyta; Magnoliopsida; Poales; Poaceae. The record is from RefSeq and is a predicted model, not a curated record.